AUGCAACUCUUCACCGUAACCUUUUCCGUCAUCUUCACCCUCCUAAUAUCCAUUGUCAACAGCACAAAAGAAAACCUUCACUGCCUCGGUGCCAACAAAUGUACCUUAUACAUGACAUGGCCGGCAGGCUCACCCGGCCUCGAAUCCGGCACCAUGGCCAUGCCCAAAGAUCUCGAACUUUAUGGAAAAGAUUGCAACGUCAUUGAAUCAAAAAUGACUCAAGCCGAAGCGAAAGGUCCAAUCGAAACCAAAUCUUCUUUACCCGAAACCAUAACUCUCACUGGGAAGUAUCCCGUGUUUGACAUGCCGCUCUUUACAUAUGGCAAGAAUGAAGAAGGUGGGGAACAUUGCGGACGAGGCGAUGAUGACUGGGUCUGCGAUUUUCCUUGUUAG
Molecule: messenger RNA, 393 nt
Organism: Botrytis porri
Lineage: Eukaryota; Fungi; Ascomycota; Leotiomycetes; Helotiales; Sclerotiniaceae
Exons: 1
Coding region: 1-393 (130 amino acids)
Source: RefSeq, a predicted model, not a curated record